Molecule: messenger RNA, 315 nt
Organism: Rotaria sp. Silwood2
Lineage: Eukaryota; Metazoa; Rotifera; Eurotatoria; Philodinida; Philodinidae
Source: the annotation of a GenBank genome assembly
AUGAUUAAUGGCAAACAAUAUGCUAUAAUUACAGCUGAUAGAUCUCAACCGGUUGACAUAGAACCACUUGUAAUCAGUAUUCGCAUUCCAGAUAUUGAUGUUUGUCAAGACAUUACUACUAAUGAUUGUAAAAUUUUAAUUCAUCAAAUGUUAAAAUGUCAACAGAUCAUUUUUAACGACCCUGGAUUUAGUUAUCAACAAUAUAAAGGAAAUAUUAAUGUACAUCAACAAAUCCUUGUUAAAUACCAAUCAAUGUGUGAAGGUACACAAAACGAUUAUAUAGUCAAUAAUUCAUUUGAUUUUAUAAACGAUUAA